This is a messenger RNA of Erinaceus europaeus (western European hedgehog), 764 nucleotides long. Its product is annotated as keratin-associated protein 13-1-like. The transcript has a single exon. Bases 16 to 522 code for a protein of 168 amino acids. Lineage: Eukaryota; Metazoa; Chordata; Mammalia; Eulipotyphla; Erinaceidae. The record is from RefSeq and is a predicted model, not a curated record.
ACAUCUGCUGCCGACAUGUCCAGCAACUGCUGCUCCAGAAGCUUCUCCUCCAGCUCCCUUGGGAGUGGCCUGCGGUACCCAGUCUCCAGCAACUUGGUCUACAGCACUGACCUCUGCUCUCCCAGAACCUGCCAGCUGGGCUCCUCUCUCUACUCGGGCUGCCAGGAGACUUGCUGCAAACCCAUCAGGUGCCAGACUUCCUGUGUGAUGUCCAGUCCCUGCCAAACCUCUUACAACCUCCCAAGAUCCUUCAUCUGCACUAGUCCCUGCUGGCCAACUUACACUGGGUCUCUGGGCUGUGGUUCCAGUAGCAGCUGUUCUCUGGGCUAUGGAUCCAGAAGUUACUACCCACUGGGCUGUGGAUCUCGUAGCUUUAGGGCCCUGGGUUAUGGUGUUUGUGGCUUGCCGUCCCUGAGCUAUGGAUCCAGAUUUUGCUACCCUACCUGCUUUGCCUCCAGGAGUUGCCAAUCUUCCUGUUAUAGGCCAAUCUUUGGAUCAGGCUUUUAUCAAUAUACUUAUUAAGUGUUAAAAUCCUUCAAAGUCUACUCAUACAUCCACACUUUUAAUUCUCACCACUUCCCAUUAUUCUCUUAUUGAUUGUUAUCUAUCUGCUAUGUCAGUAACUUUUGAAAGACUCUAAAAUUAAUGUGUAACUACAUCAAAUUACAAUAUAUAUCUCCUACUGGUCAAAUAUACGUUGUUGGAUGUUCAGUGAAGUACAUUUGAAAAUAAAAAUUUCAAUCUGAUAAAUUUGUGUAAUUUAA